Molecule: messenger RNA, 768 nt
Organism: Trypanosoma theileri
Lineage: Eukaryota; Euglenozoa; Kinetoplastea; Trypanosomatida; Trypanosomatidae
Exons: 1
Coding region: 1-768 (255 amino acids)
Source: RefSeq, a predicted model, not a curated record
AUGCAGUUGCGACGUGUAUUGUAUUUUCUGGCUCUAAUUAUGAGUGUUGCCUCUGUUUGCGUGGCGGCUGCUGAGGCUGGAAAGCCCGGGAGUUCUUCUUCUGCAUCUUCUAACUCUUCUGGUGAUUGUACUCCUCCUCCUGAAGAUGAUGCUAAUAUUAUUCGUGAUACUCUACGUGAUACUAAUACUUAUUGUGCUAAUCAGCGUCCUUCUAAUGCUUCUCCUGCUGGUAGUGGUAAUGAUGGCUCUGUUAAUCCUCCUAUUGCCCCUCCUUCACCUCCUCCUGUUGCUUCUCCUCCUUCACCUAUUGCUGCUGCUGCUGAUGCAGGGACUACCGAUUCGUCUCCAUCUGGAGGUCACACUGGAGCUAACGUCAACAAUCCAGCAGGUGAAGGUGCAGUCAACGCGGAGAGUACAGCAACAGCACAACCCACUUCUCCUUCUCCCGAAUCUUCAGACACAGAGACUGCCAAUGGUUCUGGCACUGCAAACGAUGGGGGUGGCAGUACACCUGCAGGGAGUGAACCAUCCAAUAACCCAAGUGAUGAGGAAUCAACAACUACUACUAGUCUGCCAAGACCCGAGAAUACUACCACAGAAGCACCAACCACCACUCCAUCUCCUUUACCCAACGCAGAAAUCAGCAACAUCGCUUCCACAGUACAGAAGAACAAGGGUAAUGCUGACAGCAGUGUCAGUCCUGUGUGGAUGCGUACUGCAGCACCUCUACUGAUUGUGGUUGUGUUGUUCUCCGCUACUGUGUACUGA